CAAGGCUAGGUAUUUUCCAGGCUCUCGCCCUUAGCACAGCCCCUUUCCUGGACUACAAGAAGAGUAACUUUCUCAGCCCACCUCUCUCUUCUAGCGGCAGCAGCUCUAAUCUCCUCUCCCACCUUCGCGGGGUGCACAGACCCACCUGCGAGGUCAGCCCUGCGAGCCCCGCCCCACAUGUGCCACGGAGGGAGGAGGAAAGAACCUGCCUAAACGUAGGGGGUGGGGAAAGACGCAAGUCAGAGCUUGGGGAGCCAAACUUCUCAGCAGCUCGGCAACUAGAGAGCAAGGGAGCAAGAGAGCGCAGCGGCCCUAAGCCUGCUGUUCCGGAGCCUCCCACCCCGCCUCCCUCGGCGAGGAGGUGCGGAGACUCCGCUGGGGGCGGAGGAGGCGGCCGGGAGGCGGGGAGGGGGAGGCAAACCCUGCCCACUCGGCUCGGAGCCCGGAACGGCCGCGGAAGUCGGAGGCCGGAGCGCAGGGCGAGCAGGGCACCGGGGGCGGGGGGCUCCUGCCUUACCCCUGUUGCCUCCCACUCAGCAAAGUGAAGGCUUCUCGGACUUUCCAGGCAGAAGAAACCGAUCGGGACUGCCAGCCGCUCCGGGUCAAGGUCUAACCCAUCCCCACCCUCCCGUGCCACCCCCACCCCAUCAUCACCAAGCGCUCCCAACUCACUGGUGAGCGCGGCGGGCCAGGGGCUGGAUGCGGGGACGGCCGCGAUGGCCCCGCGCGCGGGACAGCGGGGGCUCUGGAGCCCGCUGCCAGGGCUGCUGCUCGUGGCGGCGGCGCUGAGCCGGCCCGCCGCGCCCUGUCCCUUCCAGUGCUACUGCUUCGGCAGCCCCCGGCUGCUGUUGCGCUGCGCGUCGGGCGCGGAGCUCCGGCAGCCGCCGCGGGACGUGCCGCCCGACGCGCGCAACCUCACCAUCGUGGGCGCCAACCUGACCGUGCUGCACGCUGCCGCCUUCGCGGGAGGGGACGAGGAGGAGACGGACGGCGUGCGCCUGCCGUUCCUCACCGCGCUGCGCCUCACGCACAACAACAUCGAGGUGGUGGAGGACGGCGCCUUCGACGGGCUGCCCAGUCUGGCGGCGCUCGACCUGAGCCACAACCCGCUUCGCGCCCUGGGCGCCCGUGCCUUCCGCGGGCUGCCUGCGCUGCGCUCGCUGCAGCUCAAUCACGCUCUGGCACGGGGCAGCCCCACGAUGCUGGAUGCACUGGACGCCGCGCUUGCCCCACUGGCCGAGCUGCGUCUGCUGGGCUUGGCGGGCAACGCGCUGAGUCGCCUGCCGCCUGCCGCGCUGCGCCUGCCUCGCCUGGAGCAAUUGGACGCGCGUGGCAAUGCGCUGGCCGGCCUGGGCCCCGACGAGCUGCGCGCGCUCGAGCGCGAUGGCGACCUGCCCCGGCCGCGCCUGCUGCUGGCCGACAACCCGCUGAGCUGCGGGUGCACCUCGCGCCCCCUGCUGGCCUGGCUACACAAUGCCACCGAGCGCGUGCCCGACGCGCGCCGCCUGCGCUGCGCCUCCCCGCGCGCGCUGCUGGAUAAGCCUCUGAUGGACCUGGAUGAGGCGCGACUGGGUUGCACCGACGGCGAUGCUAACGAGCGCGGGGAAGAGGUGGACGUCGCCGGCCCGGAGCUAGAAGCCUCUUACGUCUUCUUCGGGCUGGUGCUGGCGCUCAUCGGCCUCAUCUUCCUCAUGGUGCUGUACCUAAACCGCCGUGGCAUCCAGCGCUGGAUGCGCAACUUGCGCGAGGCCUGCAGGGACCAGAUGGAGGGCUACCACUAUCGCUAUGAGCAGGAUGCAGACCCGCGCCGCGCUCCUGCUCCGGCUGCCCCCUCUGGCUCCCGGGCCACUUCCCCGGGCUCGGGUCUUUGAGCCUCACCUCCCUAACGGGAGGCUGCCCCUGUCAGCUGAUGACUUUACUGGGGCCACCCAGCCUUCCCCUGCCUGGCCUGAGCCCUGGAGAUGACACACCAAUGAGUCUGGAACUUCGAGACCUUUGGAUCAAUCCUAGCAUCUCUCCCAUCCCAAAGCUCCAAAGUGUACUCUUUUCCCCUGGCCUGAGAAUUUCCAGGUCAAAAACCCAGAGAUGCCCCCAUCUGUUUCCAGAAACAAAUCCUUACUGUCCAUCCUUCCUGGACCAUUGAAAUCCCUUCUCCCUAUCUCGGCUCACCCAAAGACCCUGCUCUUCCAUUUUGAAAUCUCUAGCACUUUCUCCACCACUCUACAUGCUUUGAGCCAGACACCUUGGCUAGACUGCACUGAUCCCUGGCCCCAUUUAGGAGCCCUCCUCAGUCCUUUCUCAUAGCUCAGGGGGUCUACAUACCUUCUGGUCUUAUCGGAAGGUUUUUGUGGAGUUUGAGCCUUUUGUCCCACCCCAAAAUUCUGAGCCCUCCAUCUUGUAAUCCACACCCGGAGGCUCUGUGGCUUGAGUGGCCUCUCCUAGUCUGACGUGCUUCCUAUCCUGGUUUUAGUUCAGGCUCCUCCAUUCCUUGGCCCUGGCCGGGUGUCAGCUCCCAGACCCAUCUCUCUCAACCCACGGACAAGCCUUGGUGUAGAAUCCAUCCAUAGCCUUUCCACGGGGCUCUGAUGCCCCAGUGCUCAGUGUUUGUCCUCAGUCUCAAACUCAGCUCUUCACCUCAGUCACUUUCAGGCCCUGCCCCAAGUCCUAGGCUCUCAGUUCCCUGGACACCCAUCACUGGCACUUUUACCUGCCCCUGCCAUUCACGGGUCAGGGUCCAGAGAAGAAUCUCCCCAUGGUGGAGAGCUACCCACUGCCCUCUGAGGAGGAGUUCUCCCAUCCUGUAGGCAUGUAGGCAGACCCUGGUGAGAAAGAGAGCAUGUGAGGUGCGCAGGGCCUCCAAACCAGGGCCACUGGUCCACCUGGGAGAGGCUGGGAACUGCUGCCCAUCGCUGCCCAUCUCAUUCACCUGUGCUUUUCCCACCCAUGUGGUCCUCCCCCCCCCCCCCUGGAACUCCUGGCUACCACCUCUCAUGCCUUCUGGAGAAGGAUAGAGUCUGACCUCUUGUCUCAGUCACAGGCCUUCCUGCUCAAGGUCAUGGCCUCAGCGCCCUGCCUUCUGCAUGAUCCCAAAGCACAAAGUGAGUGAGGAGGGACUGCCUCCCCGUCUCUCACCCUACGUCAGGCAGAAUGGCAGGCCUGUGCUGCCUCUGCACAGGAAGUCUUCCUUCUCUGGGUGUUGGCUCGAGGCCCGCCUUCCCACCCUCAACUGAGAAAUCUGGACCUCCCUUGGGCUGUUUUCUAUAAAGUCUGCAAUAAUCUCCGAUACUCUC
Molecule: messenger RNA, 3290 nt
Organism: Peromyscus leucopus (white-footed mouse)
Lineage: Eukaryota; Metazoa; Chordata; Mammalia; Rodentia; Cricetidae
Gene: Tpbgl
Product: trophoblast glycoprotein like
Biological process (GO): negative regulation of canonical Wnt signaling pathway
Cellular component (GO): plasma membrane
Molecular function (GO): protein binding
Source: RefSeq, a predicted model, not a curated record